This is a messenger RNA of Recurvomyces mirabilis, 2289 nucleotides long. RefSeq lists its product as uncharacterized. The transcript has 2 exons. The record is from RefSeq and is a predicted model, not a curated record. Bases 1 to 2289 code for a protein of 762 amino acids. NCBI's taxonomy places the organism in Eukaryota, Fungi, Ascomycota, Dothideomycetes, Mycosphaerellales, Teratosphaeriaceae.
AUGGUAGAAGAUGCGAUCCAAUCAUUCCUCUCCUCUUACGGACAAGGCGAUACUCACAUUCCUCGCCAGCGCUCGUCUUGCUGCUGUGGCAACCCGGCGUGCGUCUACCUGAAGCAGAAUGCCAGUGCGUUGGAGGGCCUGGAGGAGGAUGUUCGGACUGCGGCGCGGUUGGGUCAGGCUCUGUUACUGCGACAUGAGACUUAUAUCGCCGACUCGGAGCGAGAGCGCAAGGCUAUGAUGGCGCAUAUUGAGCACCUCGAAGUGGAGAAGCAGACACUGGAGAAGAAGAAUGCCUCAAUCAUCGAGGAGAACAGAGACUUGUUGGACCAGCUCGAGGCGUUGAACAAUGCUGUUGGAGACUCCGACUCGCUGGUCACGGGGUUACAGGCGACAUUACAGUCUACUCAGCAGGAGCUCCAACGCUUAUCGCAGUUGGCGGUGAGAACAGAGAGGCUCGAGCAGCAGUUGCAGGAGUAUGAACGAGAGCAGGUGACUUGGCAGAGUUCGGUGGAGGCGAAGGAGGAGUCAGAGAAGUCUGCAGUACGGAGAUGGCAGCAGGCGGAGAGGACGUUGGUCGACCUCAAUGCUCAGAUUGAGCGGAUAGAGGCGGAAGCUAAAGAGGAGAGGGAGCGUCAUGUUGAGGUGGUUGGGCGCAUGGAGAGGAGACGUGCUGUGGAGAAGGAACUUACUACAGCUGCCGGGAGGCUAAAAGGUGCGGCGGCCUCGAAGACGUCGAGUGACGAUCAUGGUGGUACGAAUGUGGUGUCGCAUUUCGUCAAGGAUAUUCUGUCAGAUAACGCAAAUCUGCAGAUGGGGAUCGUUGAGCUGCGAGAGAUGCUGCAGAACUCGAACGAUGAGGUCGAGACGCUCCGGCGACAGCUUGAGGACCACCAGCCAACGCCAGAGGAUGAAGUGACGCCAGUGCAGACCGCAAUCAAGCGCAAAGACCUUCGCGACGAGCUGCAAAGAGCUUCGUCACAAGAGCUCCAUGUACACCACCAUUACCAUGCGCCACAGCCGGCGAGCAAACCACCCACGAUCCGCCGGACAAAGAAGAAACGAUAUGGUGUGCUCACGCCGGGCCACUUCACUCCACCUUCCGGCUACAGCACUCCUCGAUCAUCAAUAUCAUACGGCACGCUAUCCUCGGCAGCCACGAUACUACAACAGACCGCCGUCAGCAUCCCACAGUCCAACAGGAACCUCUUCUUGACUCAGUCCGGCCUCACCUACAACUCCUUCCCCUCCUCCUCGGGCCCAGCAUCGCCACAAUCAACCACCAACCGAACUUCAUCCAUGUUCGAGCGCGUCUUCAGCGACGCAGGACAUGAGAGUUCUCGACCUACCACACCUGGAUCUGAAGACCUGGGAUCGCCACUCAUGGCCCCAAUAGACUCGCAGCGACCUCCACUCGGCGCCUCGAAUCGCACAAAGAGCACACCUAUCGUCCACCGCCGCGGCAUCAGUCCUAAUACGAGCAAGCAGUCAUUCGCCUCCGUUCUGGGCAUCAGUCUCGAUCAAGCCAUGCUCGCCCCAGCAAUACAGCAACAACAUCACAACGCCAUUCCCGAAGAAGUGGAGGGCGAGUGGGAGAACGACGGGUCUGCACUUCUGCGAACAGCAGAAGAAGACAGCUCGUAUGUCACGUCGCCACUUUCAGACGACCUGCUCGACCCUAUACACAACACUAGCGGUGACACUUACAUACCCUCCCUCCACCGCGCUGCAUCCCACGAAUCCCUCCUCUCUGUUUCGGGAAUGGAUAUUCAUACUCUUCGUUCCCGACCCUCGCAACUUCUCGUUGUAGGGAGUGCUGGGAGGUCCGUGAGCUCAAGGGCGCAGCUCAGUAAUGCUCAGGCGCACGCGACUUCCGGGUCAAUGGCUACGCUUUCGAGACCGAGGGAUAGUGGACACUCGCUUUUAAGCGGUAUGGCUGCUGAACAGCGAUUGCACCGCAAAGCAUCUGGAGGUCUGGGGAGUAAAGUCGGUGGAUGGGUCUUUGGACGAUGGGGUGCUACACCUGCUCCUACCGUGUCUACGACUACCACUGCGGCAAGUAUCGAGCGUGCUCUAGCCAGCAAGGGUAAGAAAGCAGGAAGCCAGUCCUCGAUCAGCGAUAGGGUUCUUCCCAACGAUCCGGAGGCUACGCCCAGGAAACCGAAAGUGAGACAACCAGGUAUCAAUCAGUCGGGUCCGAUUUUUGGUUUGGGCCCGGAGGUGAAGGUAUCAAGGCCGCCGGUUAUGAAGGGGUUGGAUAGUGAGGGGUUGAGGACUGCGCUUGGGAACUAG